AUGGGUCGCUCUCAGGAGCUCAGUGAAUUCAAGAGUGGUACCGUGAUAAGUUGCCACCUGUGCAAUAAGUCCAUCCAUGAAAUUUCCUUGCUACUAAAUAUGACACAGUCAAUUGUUAGUGGUAUUAUAACAAAGUGGCAGCAACUGGAAACAACAGCAAUUCAGCCACAAAUUGUAAAUAAACCCCACAAUGUCUGCAGAGUCAAUAGCUAAAGACCUCCAAACUUUGUUGAAGGGAACUCUUAAGGCGUCAGCAUACCAAGAUAUUUUGGACAAUUUCGUGCUCCCAACUUUGUGGGAACAGUUUGGGGAUGGCCCCUUC
This is a messenger RNA of Staurois parvus, 322 nucleotides long. The record is from the annotation of a GenBank genome assembly. NCBI's taxonomy places the organism in Eukaryota, Metazoa, Chordata, Amphibia, Anura, Ranidae.